ACCGUGUGGGUACCGGCGGUGCGGUGGGAGUGUUGCGGGGUUGUGCGGUGCAGGCUGCUGCUGCUCGGGGGAGGUGCGGGAGCUGUCCGGUGCUGAGGGGGGAGAGGAUGAGCUCAGCGCCCGCCGGGGGGCAGCUUCUCCUUCCUCUAUUGCCGCUCGCCUUGACAUGGGAUGAUAUGGGAUUUUACAUGUCGACGAAGAUCCGGGGGAUUCUCGCGUUUGCUCUGGUGUUCCUGUCCGUCUCGGUGUCAGGAGACUCACCAGACGUCAGGUGCGAAAAGGUUUACAGGGACUUUUCCUUCUGUGUCCUGGAGCUGGGAGAGAGCAUGGACAACUAUCAGGAGAACGUGACCAGUGAGACUGGAGUGGCGGCCGUGUGCAGCCACUGGGAAGCUUUCCACACAUGUGCCCUCACAGCGCUGUCCGACUGUCAGGAGGAAGUCAGCUCCAUCUGGGAGACGCUGAGGCAGGACUCCAGGAAGAUGCGCUUCCAGGGAAGUCUGUUCGACCUGUGUAGCCCCAGCUCUGCUCCCGGCAUAUGUCCAAAUCUCGUGGCACUUACUCUGCCACUGGUGCUGAUCGUGACUGGGUCCAGCUGGCCCACUGUAUAGAUGGGGUCGGGGUGAGGGUGAGUGUGAGGAGAGGGGAGAGGGAAGGAGGGCCUCACAUUCCCCCUGGGUUCAGUCCUCCUGAGUUCAAACUUAAAGCCAAGGAUUUAAGAGAGACAAAUGUUUUAACAAGGAUUAUUUUGACACAGAGCCACGGACGCCUGUGGCAAGCCAAUCAAUACUUGCUGUGAUGAAUAAUGUUUGAAAUCCUCUCAAAUACUUCAGCUUGAUCUCUACUUACGUCCAGACGCUGGUGCAGUGGUGGAGAAAAUUACCUUUCUGCCAAUUUAUCAGUCCAGGCACACUAAAGCAAAAUUCCAAGUACUGUAGGGAUUUCACAUUCAAUGAAGACCAGAGUCUGACACCUCUGUCUCUCGGUCAACACUACACAAUAGGUGGGACAAAAUAAUGUGGAUACCUGUAUCAGCUAAAGCAAAACAGAAAUGCAACAGUAUAUUUGUGAAGAUUAUAAAGUAAUGAAAAGUUUUAGCGGCAUCAAAAUUAGUUUGAUGGAUACACUGACUUGGAAUAGAGAGAAUGGUGUCGCUUUCAUUGCUGCUCCUCAACCUGAACGUGUGUACUUGCUCUAUGUAACUUUGGUGAUCAGGUAUGAUUAAGAUCAGUGUGGAACUGUUUAUCUCAAAUAUUCAGCGAGGAAACUUUAAAAAUAUGAAGAAUCUAAACAGAGUUUAGCAGCUCCUCUGUUUCAGGAGGCCUGGGAUCAUGGGUAACGUCCACUGUUCAGUUGUGUUUCAGUUCAGUGAGUGGCACGACACAAUCAGAGCUCCUCAUAGGCUUAGAUUUUUUGUCUAUACAAAAACCAUUUAACUCACUCGGACAUGGAGCACAACAGAAUGAAUAACCACAUGUGGCUGUAGAGGGCGCUGUUGCUCAGUAAAAGUUACAUAGUGUUGCUUUAACACUGAGGUCGUUUCUAAAGAAGUAUUUGUUGAGCACUAGUUUU
This is a messenger RNA of Hippoglossus stenolepis (Pacific halibut), 1572 nucleotides long. Its product is annotated as neuritin. Gene Ontology annotation, cellular component: plasma membrane. The transcript is spliced from 4 exons. The record is from RefSeq and is a predicted model, not a curated record. Gene Ontology annotation, biological process: neuron projection extension; nervous system development. Lineage: Eukaryota; Metazoa; Chordata; Actinopteri; Pleuronectiformes; Pleuronectidae. Bases 108 to 611 code for a protein of 167 amino acids.